Dinoponera quadriceps is the source of this 2222-nucleotide messenger RNA. RefSeq names its product probable chitinase 2. The transcript has 9 exons. The coding region runs from base 482 to 1786 and encodes 434 amino acids. NCBI's taxonomy places the organism in Eukaryota, Metazoa, Arthropoda, Insecta, Hymenoptera, Formicidae. Gene Ontology annotation, biological process: chitin catabolic process; carbohydrate metabolic process. Gene Ontology annotation, cellular component: extracellular region. The record is from RefSeq and is a predicted model, not a curated record. Gene Ontology annotation, molecular function: chitinase activity; chitin binding.
UAAAAGCAUAUAUAUAUAUGAAGCUUACGCAGAACGUAACGUGCGCGUGACGUUAUGUUUACUCGAGGAAAAAUCCGUGAAGAGCCAAGUAAAUUUCACAGAGAUAUGCAACAGGUUCUGAAUGCGUCUUUCUCGUUAUCCUGCUCCUCCUCCGUCUCUCACCUGAGAAUGAACAGUUACGAGUGAAAGUGAUCUGGUCUGGCCAACGCAGGCCUAUCCAACUGCUAACAGUCCGCAGUGCACGGCCGAACAAAUCGGUGCCGCGGUAUUUUGCGCCGUGUUUUAGCUACGUGCGAGCGGUAUAUUUAUGUUACUAAGGCGUAUCGCUUGCGGUUUUAUUUAAAACAUAUGGGACAUAUCAUCAUCAUAUUGUUCUCAUUAUCGCAUACAUUUAGCGGUAAAAAAAAGAGAAUAUUUCGAUAACAGCUCGUCUCACAUAACUCACUAAGUAUAUUGCAACAAGAAAAAUCGGCGCGCCACGAUGUCCUUCACUGUUGUGACGUUUCUACUCACGAUUCUAUUUUUUGGAACUUACGACGCUCACGGACUUCAAAAAUCAAAACACAAUAAAGUAGUCGUUUGUUACGUCGCAUCUUGGGCAGCUUAUAGACCGUAUCAAGGCGCGUUUUCCAUAGCAAAUCUGCGUCCAGAAUUUUGUACUCAUCUGGUUUAUGCAUUUGCUGGUUUAAAUGUUACAUCCUGGACAAUCAGAAGUCUUGAUCCUUGGGCGGAUACGGAGAAAGAUGUAAUAGGCAACUAUAGGAAGAUGACAGCUCUUCGACAACAAUAUCCAGGUCUUAAAAUUUCGUUGGGUAUCGGUGGGUGGAACGAAGGCAGCAAAAAUUAUUCACAACUUGCUUCGUCACCGGAUCGCAGGAGAAUUUUUAUCGCCAGCACCAUCGAAUUCCUCAGAAUGUAUGAAUUCGAUGGGUUGGACCUUGACUGGGAAUUUCCCGGUAGUCGCGGAGGUGUUCCAGAUGAUAAAUUGAAUUUCCUUAGGCUCGUGAAGGAACUGAGCGAUGCCUAUAGAGAACCUCGUCUUUCCCUGACGGCAGCUAUAAGUGCAGACAAGAAGACUAUCGAUCAAGCGUACAAUAUACCCGAAAUCUCCAAGUAUCUUGACCACAUCUUCGUGAUGGCUUACGAUUAUCAUGGGACAUGGGACAAGAAGGCUCUACCGAAUUCUCCACUUCGAAGCAACGACGGAUUAAAUGUGGAAGAUAGUAUUACAUAUUUGUUGCAACAAGGGGCCCCAGCCGAAAAACUUGUCUUAGGAUUGCCUAUGUACGGAAGAACCUACAUUCUGACAACGCCACCAGAGAAACCAGAUGUGAAUCCAAUUGGUCUCCCCGCUCUGACAACUGGAUUCAAAGGACCUUACACUGGUCAAGAAGGUUUUAUGGGAUUUAACGAGAUCUGCGAGGCACAGACAUCUUCGGAAGUCUGGACGACUGGAUGGGAUAACGACACUAACACGGCUUAUGCGAUUAAGCAGAACCAUGUUGUCUUUUAUGACAGUAUCAAAUCCAUAGAAGCCAAGGUGGAGUACGCAAAGAAGAAAAAAUUAGCAGGUGUUAUGGUGUGGAGCAUCGACACAGAUGACUUCCGAGGUAAAUGCUAUAAGUCCGAAUUUCCGAUCAUGAAAGCCAUCAAUAAAGUUCUAGCGGACACCAGCGACACCUUAACAUCACCAGUACCAGUACCUGGCCCGAACACAUCAUCCGUACAAUUUAUUUCAUACAUCGUGUUAAUGUUAUCGAUCAUGAUGAUUUAUUUUACAGUUUAAUUAUGUCUAUGAGUAAGUCGAUAAAUGUAAUUAAUGCGUAAUAAGAUUUAUAAUUUUUGCGGGAAAUAUUAGAGUAUGUUAAAGCUGACGUUUUACAGGUUCCUUUUAUCGAUACUUAGGUUGGAGGAAUGUAAUCUUGAUGAUAUACUCGUAUAGCAUUAUCUUAUGUGUAUAUGCAUUAUGUACAAAUUAAGAGAGAUUUAAAUCAUUUUCAUAGAAAAUAUAAAUACCCAGGUAGCACAUGUGUUAGUUUCGUAUAAAUAUUUUCUAAACGUAUGUAACGCUUCAUAAUCAUAUUAUAUAUGAUUCAAAUAUCAAGAACAUAUAUAUGAAACUAACUGUGUUACCGCGAGGUAUUAGACGGAGUUAGACGGAAUCAUGAAAUAUAAUAUUGAUGGCAGCAAUAUGAGAAAUAUAUUGAACAGAAUUUUAUAUA